This is a messenger RNA of Neomonachus schauinslandi (Hawaiian monk seal), 885 nucleotides long. RefSeq names its product cyclin-G1-like. The record is from RefSeq and is a predicted model, not a curated record. Gene Ontology annotation, cellular component: cyclin-dependent protein kinase holoenzyme complex; nucleus; cytoplasm. Gene Ontology annotation, molecular function: cyclin-dependent protein serine/threonine kinase regulator activity. Lineage: Eukaryota; Metazoa; Chordata; Mammalia; Carnivora; Phocidae. Gene Ontology annotation, biological process: mitotic cell cycle phase transition; regulation of cyclin-dependent protein serine/threonine kinase activity.
AUGAUAGAGGUGCUGACAACAACUGACUCUCAGAAACUGCUAUACCAGCUGAAUGCCCUGUUGGAACAGGAGCUGAGAUGUCAGCCAAAGGUCUGCGGCUUGAGACUAAUUGAAUCUACACAUGAUAAUGGCCUCAGAAUGACUGCAAAGCUAAGGGACUUUGAAGUAAAAGAUCUUAGUUUAACUCAGUUCUUUGGCUUCGACACGGAGACAUUUUCUCUUGCUGUGAAUUUACUGGACAGACUCCUGUCCAAAAUGAAGGUACAGCCCAAAUACCUAGAGUGUGUUGGGCUGAGCUGCUUCUAUUUGGCUGUUAAAUCAAUAGAAGAGGAACGGAAUGUCCAAUUGACAACUGACUUGAUCCAAAUAAACCAAUAUAGAGUCAAGGUUUCAGACUUGAUGAGAAUGGAAAAGAUUGUAUUGGAGAAGAUGUGUUGGGAAGUCAAAGCUACUACUGCCUUUCAAUUUCUGCAACUCUACUAUUCACUCAUUCAAGAAAACUUACCAAUUAAAAGGAGGAAUAGCCUUAAUUUUGAAAGACUAGAAGCUCAACUUAAGGCAUGCCACUGCAGGAUCAUAUUUUCUAAAGCAAAGCCUUCUGUGUUGGCAUUAUCUAUCAUUGCACUGGAGAUCCAAACACAGAAGUGUGUAGAGUUAACAGAAGGAAUAGAAUGUCUUCAGACACAUUCCAAGAUAAAUGGCAGAGAUUUGACCUUCUGGCAAGAACUUCUAUCCAAGUGUUUAACUGAAUAUUCAUCAAACAAGUGUUCCAAACUAAAUGUUCAGAAGUUGAAAAGGAUUGUUUCUGGACAUACUGCAUGGCAAUUGAAGCAUGGUUACUACAGAAUAACCCACCUUCCAACAGUUCCUGAAAUGGUUCCUUAA